Molecule: messenger RNA, 2551 nt
Organism: Tuber melanosporum (Perigord truffle)
Lineage: Eukaryota; Fungi; Ascomycota; Pezizomycetes; Pezizales; Tuberaceae
Exons: 5
Coding region: 1-1815 (604 amino acids)
Biological process (GO): negative regulation of transcription by RNA polymerase II
Cellular component (GO): Sin3-type complex
Molecular function (GO): histone deacetylase binding
Source: RefSeq, a predicted model, not a curated record
AUGCCGACAAGAAAAGAAAUGGAGGAUCAUGACGAGGAUCAGGUUACUGGACCUGGUGAAUCUAUACCCGCUACCCCCACCACCACCACCUCGAGCCCUAGCAAGAAGCGAAAAAGAGAGACGAAUGGAUCGCCCGCACUGCGACCCGUGGAAGAGCCCAAGAGCAGACAAUCUACCCCUCCUUUGAAGAAGAAAAACCAAAUUCCUCAAGAAGUGUCGGAAAAUGAAAGCACCAGUGCAAACAGCAGAAGAGGAUCGAAUACGGAGGCUGUUUCUAACACUGUUUCCAAUGGAAUCACCCAGGAUUCAGUAAUGGCUAACUCGAAAGAUGUGAGGCCGUCAAAACCGGCAAAGGUUGUUCCUCCGAAAAACGAGGUGCCUGGGAACGCCGGAGACGAGCGGGAUCCCGAACCUGUUGCGGAGACGGAGGUGGACGAGGCUGCUGAUGCCACUGCUUCUGCUACACUAGACGAAGAGCCUUGUGACAAUGUCGAUACCACACGAGAAGACGAUGAAGACACAGAACGCGUGAAGAGAAAAAAUGCGGCUAUGGAGGAUUUGGCUGAGAUAGAACGAGUCUUUGCCCAACUGAAGGACAGAAUUUACUCAGAGAGGUUGAAGAGGGUUGAUAUGGAGAUGAAGAUGGUACAGGAUGGAACCCAUCCGGAAUUUGUGGCUCAGAAAACUUGUAUCGAUCAAAAAUUGGAAGAGAAGGUUCGGUUGGCGGACGCACACUACAAGUAUGGUAUGGAAUCUCUGUCUAUCGCAACUCGAGUCAGUAGGGCACAAGUGCAUUCUCAAUAUUUCCAAACCGUACGUCAACUGCGGGAGGAUGCGCUCGAGAGAUGCAGCGAGCUUUGGUACCAAAUCCAGAGAGAAAGGAGAGCUGGCGAUGCUUUGGUUUCAGAGUUCUCCUAUCGGAUACCAGAUCGCCAGAGUGCCAGGAUUAAGCAACGGCAGCAAUAUAAUUGGGAGGUGGCGCUUUUGAGCGGAAUCGCAAAGCACAUUGGGUUUCCUGCAGCACCCGAUGUUGUGGGUGCAUCUGAAGAAGAAAUUGUUGAUGACUUGGAAUCUAUGGGGAUCGCUACACGUGUACCUGCACGAGCAAGUGUAACCGUGCCCCCCACCGGUAGUCUACGCGAAAGGGGACUAGAUGAUUUCUAUGAGAGGUCAUUACAUACCAACUGGUCACAUACCGGCAUGCAGCCUUCUCCACCACCACCUGCGCCACAGCCGACCCAGCAAGCCCCCGGAUAUCCUCAUGUACACAUACACCAUCACCACCACCACAACCGUAGACAUACUGGGCCUAAUCAACCCGACCUUGCACGUCGUGGCCCGUCGGCUCAGGGUCAUAAUCCUGGACAUCAACCAUCAGCUGUAUCGCUAUCCUCUUUGCUCCAAAAUGAUGUUAUCAAAAUGGAAGGUCCGUCUACACAUCCUCCUAGCACCUCUUCAUUGAGUGCUACGCCUCAUCUACCCCCACGGACGUCUCAAUUGUAUUCUUCACAAAGUGCUCAACAUUCCCUCCCCCCUUCAACCUCUCUCCAGCAGCACGUGAACCCAUAUGUUCGUCCUGGUAAUGCCGAUUCUCACCAGGCUCCUCCACCGGCACCUCAGAGGUUUGAUAUAGGCAGAGGUUCAACACCUGGAGACGUAAGGAUAUAUGGUACUAUGGGAGGAAGGGAGAAUGAGGCUCCAGACGGAGGGCUCCGAAGGUUGAAAGAGGAAAAUGACAAUGCUAUGGGAGUUGGCCCUCCUGCACUUGGUGCAUCUGCACCUUUGAGGUAUGGUCCUAGAAUGAGCUAUUCAUGAUCAACCUCUACCCCUCUACUGUAGGUAUUCAUAAGACCAAGAUUCUGUCAAUUUCUCUUUUCCUAAACACGGGGUUUUUGUCUGGGGCGAAUUGUGUACAGGGUAUUCCUAAAGGCUGGGAUGUUCUAAUGUUUUCCUCUUGUUAGUUUCGUUUCACAGCGUUAUUGAUAGCUCUAACGUUCGCAUGAAAUGUCGAUUUUUUGUGUAUCCUUAACAUUUCCGCUGUUUUCAUGAACUUUCACCUUGGGUCUGGGUCUGCUCUUUGUAUUUAAUGUGGAGUACCUAAUUUCGGAUGGGCGGAAGCUUGCAUGGGUUGGAUGGAGAACGAGAGUGGUGGCUCACGUCUGGCUGAGGUCCUUGUUUUUUUGUUUUUUUUGUAAAAGCUAUCCCUUCCUUCUCUCCUCUCUCAUUUCCAUUUCUUGUAUCUGUGUUAAAUACCUCUCAUUACCAUACCCUUCUUUCUUGUCCUUUAGGCUGUCUGGCGGCGGAGUUUUACUUUUUUUAUUUUUACCUCUUUGUUACUUCCUCUACCCAGAUUUUCCUCCGUUCCGUGUUGGCUAGUCUCCCCCUGUGGUCAGUGGGUUUUUCUCUUGGGUAUAUAUUCAACACUUGUCAUCUGUGCUAUCUGUGCUAUCUGUGCUUAUUGUGUUUAGGGAGCUGGGCUUUUGAAAGGAUAUGAACAUUACUGUAAGGUGUUUUUGUACUCUUGAUAAUACCAGAUGAUGUGAUUAAUCUG